Molecule: messenger RNA, 372 nt
Organism: Perkinsus marinus ATCC 50983
Lineage: Eukaryota; Perkinsozoa; Perkinsida; Perkinsidae
Product: DNA repair protein RAD50, putative
Exons: 4
Coding region: 1-372 (123 amino acids)
Biological process (GO): telomere maintenance via recombination; double-strand break repair; telomere maintenance via telomerase
Cellular component (GO): Mre11 complex; condensed nuclear chromosome
Molecular function (GO): G-quadruplex DNA binding; ATP hydrolysis activity; single-stranded telomeric DNA binding
Source: RefSeq, a predicted model, not a curated record
AUGACAACAUUGAAUAAACUCGGCAUUCAGGGUAUCAGAUCGUUCUCAUCGGAAAGGAUCGAAGCUAUCGAAUUUGAGAAGCCUGUCACGCUCAUUGUGGGCCACAACGGAGCAGGGAAGACGACGGUCAUCGAGUGCCUCAAGAUGGCUACCACAGGAGUGCUGCCACCUAACUGCGAUAAGGGACACGGGUUUGUCUUCGACCCGAAUGUUGCCGGAGUGCCAGAAGUGAAGGGGCAGAUCAAGCUCAUGUUCCGCUCUGCUGCAGCGAAGCAGGUGGUCAUGUCCAGGAUAUUCCAGCUGACGAAUCAACGCAACCGAGCUGGCGUAUUGAAGACGACGUUCAAGCAGUUAGAAAGCCUCAUCAAGUGA